UUUGGUUUCAGGAUGAAGUCUGUUCUGUUUCUGCUGCUGUUCUUCUCUGUCAGUUGGGGACAGUUGGAGGCUUCUGUCUCCCAGGAGGAGGACCUGAGGACGGUGGAGGACGACGACGACGUCCCCCCGGAGCUCCCCGUCCUCUGGGACGAGCUGCGGGGCCUGAAGGACCUGGUCCUCAGCGUAAAGGCCGCGGAGGUGGAGCAGCGUCAGGCCAUCAGGAGCCUGGAGACCCGGCUGAGGGACGGAGAGCUGGAGGACUGGACGCAGAGACGCAGCCUGGACGGUCUGGAGGAGACAGUGGAGCAGCAGAAGGAGGAGCUGAGGAGAACCAUGGAGAUGAACUCAGACCUGAGGAGGAAGCUGGAGGAGCAAAGCAAAGUUCGAGCCGUCAAGUUUUCAUCUGAAGUGUUGACGCUUCACUUCAGACUGAAUGCCAGCGAGCGUUCAAUGGACGACCUUAAGAAGAAGAACUCAGCUCUAGCAGCUGAGCUUCCGUUCCUGCAGACCAGACUGAGGGCGAGUGAAAACACAGUGGAACAGCUGAGGAGGAAAAGCACAGUUCUUUCAGUCAGGUUGUGUAACGCUGAAAGUCUGAUGGAGGAGCUGAUGAGACAGCCCUCAGCAUUCCCGACUUCAAACAGUUCGUCUCAGACUGAAACUGAGCUGGAGGAGAUGAACUCAAAUACUCAAGUUCAGGAUGACGCGGUGAAGCAGCUGCAGGUAAGAUUGAACUCUGCAGAGACUCAGAUUCAGCAGCUGCAGACAGACCAAUCAGAUCAAACCUCCAAACCGAUGAAGCUACAGAGAAAGGUGAACACAACCGAGAGUCUCCUGGACACAAUGAACACAGCUCUGGAGGUAAGACUGAGUGUCAGUGAGAAACAUCUGGAAGAUCUUAAGACAGAAAACACAGAGUUGGAGGUCAGACUGAGAGUCAGUGAGAAACAUCUGGAAGAACUGAAGACAGAAAACACAGUUCAGUCUGUUCAACUUUCCUUGAUGGAGUCCAGACUGACAGAUAGCCACAACAAAACUACAGAGUUGGAGGUCAGACUGAGGGUCAGUGACAAACAGCUUGAAGAUGUGAAGACAGAAAACACAGUUUUGAGCUUCAGACUGAAUGAAACUGAUAAUCGUCUCACAAACACAAACUCAGGUGACCUGAAGGUUGCAUUCUCAGCCGGUCUGACUGAUUCAGGAUCAGUCGGACCAUUUGACGAGGAGACGACUCUGAUCUUCUCCAAAACCAUCACCAACAUCGGCCAAGCCUACAACCAGACUGAAGGCGUGUUCACGGCUCCCGUCAGAGGACUUUACUUCUUCAGCUUCACGGCUGCAGACUACCUGAAGGGUUACAUGGGUCUCCACCUGUACAGGAACAACCAGCCAGUUGUCUUCAGCCUGGUCCUGAACGACCACGGCGGCUACGCUUCCAUGUCGGGCGGCGUAGCCCUGCAGCUGGAGGAGGGCGACGGGGUCCGCCUCAGUCUGCCGGCCAGCUACCGGCUCUACGACGACUCGAGAAACUUCAGCGUCUUCUCCGGCUUCCUGCUGUUCCCCCUCUGACCCCCGGAUCAGGGUCUCGGCAACAAACCAUCCCUUCAGGUAUCAAGCUGUAACUGGACUUUUAUUUUGGUCGAGACUUCCUGUGGUUACCAACAGGAUGGACCUGAAGACGAUGUCAUGGGAAUAUAAUGAUUUUAAAUAAAUAAAAAAAUAACCUUCAUAAAAACAAACAUCUGAAGUCUCAAACUUUUUGAGACUACCCUAACCCUAACCCUAAUCCUAACCCUACAUUUUGACAAAAACUUUUCAAACUUUGACCUGUUUGUUAAAGUGUUCCUUUAAUAACAGUUAUAAAAAGAGGAACUUCAGUGUGUAUCCUCUGGAGACAACGAGUCUGUUCAGUGUAACAUCAGCAGAAUAAACACAAACUAAAAAUCUGAUUCAAGUGAACUCAGGAAGAACCAUUUACAUCAAAUAAAGGAACAACAAAGUUUGUUCAAAGUGUCUCGUAUUGCAGUUUGUUCCUUUAGUAAGUCUCUACAGUCUAACAUCAACGUUUCAUAACAAUAACUCUUCAGAAAUCUAAAAUAAAAACUUCCACGACUCCGUCGCUGAAACUUCUUUCAAAAAAACGACUCGAAAGAAAUUUCAAGUCAUUCAGUUUCGAAAACAAAUUCAGUUUCUUAAAAAAAAAAAAAAGUUUUGUAGGAUCGACUCGUCUGUCCUUUAAGACCAGAGAGAUUCUUGCAUAAUAAUAAAAGAAAGUAACAAGUUCAGAAUAAAUCAAAAUGGCUUCAGAUCCUUCAUCUGUGAAGACGAGGAGGAAGAAAAGACAGAGGAAGGAAGGAAAGAA
Anarrhichthys ocellatus (wolf-eel) is the source of this 2362-nucleotide messenger RNA. Its product is annotated as intracellular protein transport protein uso1-like. Lineage: Eukaryota; Metazoa; Chordata; Actinopteri; Perciformes; Anarhichadidae. Bases 13 to 1569 code for a protein of 518 amino acids. Gene Ontology annotation, molecular function: protein binding. The record is from RefSeq and is a predicted model, not a curated record. The transcript is spliced from 14 exons.